AUGAAGACUAUCUUAAAGCUUUCUGCAAUAAUGUCAGGUCUGGCCAUUGCUUUGCUAAUGCUGUGCACCAUCUGCCAGGGACUGCCGCAUCCGCCGCCAACGCCGGCUGGCGCCUACGACAACAAGUUCGACAAUGUGGACCUGGACGAGAUAUUGGCGCAGGAGCGCCUCCUAAACAACUACAUCAAGUGCCUGGAGGGCAAUGGACCCUGUACACCCGAUGCCAAAAUGCUGAAGGACAUACUGCCCGAUGCUAUACAAACCGAUUGCGUUAAGUGCACGGAGAAGCAAAAGUAUGGCGCUGAGAAGGUCACUCGCCAUCUGAUCGACCACCGGCCCGCGGAUUGGGAGCGCUUGGAGAAAAUCUACGAUCCCCAAGGCACCUAUCGCAUCAAAUAUGAGAACUCCAAGAGCAGCAGCAAUGGCAAGGACGAGCAGAAAGUUGAAUUCGAAGCCGCUGAAGCCCAGGGUGACUCUUAAGGCUCCUAUUAUAGCUCCUAUUUGCAUAUGAAUUAUUAAUUAUGAGCCUUUAUAGCUAUUCGCAUAUUAAUUAUUAAUUAUGAAUCAAUAAAGGAAACUAGGUUAGCAGUUUGCCAUUUGCAAUAAUAA
Scaptodrosophila lebanonensis is the source of this 609-nucleotide messenger RNA. It is a transcript of the gene a10, whose product is annotated as putative odorant-binding protein A10. The record is from RefSeq and is a predicted model, not a curated record. The coding region runs from base 1 to 480 and encodes 159 amino acids. NCBI's taxonomy places the organism in Eukaryota, Metazoa, Arthropoda, Insecta, Diptera, Drosophilidae. The transcript has 3 exons.